CCAGUCAUACUUCAACUUCUACUACCACCACUGUCAGUCAUACUACUAUGUCUGACUGUAGACCAUCAGAUUGUUUGGGAUAGCCAUCUAUCCUUCUAUUCCGCACGAGGCAGGUUACCCACAGUAUGCUUCUAGCCCUUGGAGAAUGGCGAAGCAGUGUACUCCUCAUUGCUUCAAUCACUAUCGGGCUGGCCCAGGCCUCAAGCGCCAGUUGCGACUCAUCCGACAAAGGACAAUGGCUUACCCAAGUCAUCCCGACUUGUGCAUUGCCCUGCGUCGAGCAUUUCAUUCAGAGCGAAUUCGACUCGGGCUCUUGUUGCGAUGGAACGUCGCUUACCUGCCUGUGUCAAACAAAUAGCACGAGUGGGCUUACAUUGGGAGAGGCGGCGUUUGCCUGUACAAUUGGAUCUUGCGCUGGGGAUAUAGCAUCGAAUACAGCCGGUGCGGCGUAUGGAAUUUGCAACGAUGUGUAUGGAGCGUUGCCCGAAACGCACGCUACGAUCACAGCAACAAGGUUCAUUUCAGCGACACAAAUACCAAGCUCGUCUGCCACUUCAGAGCCAUUGUCAACCACCGUUCCGACCGCCCGGCCCUCAGCUACCGAGUCAUUGUCACCGACAACAACCCUUAGUACGCAGGUCAGUAGCACCCAUGUCAUUCCAACCAUAACUACAUUCGCAGCCUCAACCAUACCCAGUCUCACGACGUCCAUCGCAAGUUCUUCGACGCCAGCCUAUUCUCCUGCUGUUCAGUCCUCGGCUAAGCUCAGCUCACCUGCCGUCAUCGGAAUAUCGGUAGCAUCUGGUAUUUCAACCAUUUUCUUGAUCUCAGUUGCAGUCCUUUUAUGUGGAAGGAAGCUCAGGCGUCGAAAGAUGGAGUCCAAGGAGAAUUUUGAAAUAGGAGGCUACAUGAGUGAACCUCCGGAAUUUAAUACCGGUGUCUCGUCAAACCCAAUAAAUCCAGCACCAACCCCUGGAGGAGCUGUGAAUAUUGGUCCAAAUUUCCACCAGUUUCCCUUGCAGCCGGUGAUCGGGAAUGGGCCGUUGCAGGUAGUUACUCAUAUGCAGGACAAGGAAAUAACUGCCCAUGUCUUUACUCCGGAAACGAACCACAGUGAUUCCCCGGAAAGCCAGACUUCGCAGCAUACGUUUUCCCUGCUCCUUCCUGAGAAAAAGGCAACAUACGGACUUUUCCCAGAACCUCUUAAGCUUAUCCGCGUCCGACAGCCACCCAUUCCACGCCCAUCGAGCGAGGCAACUAUCAUUGAAGAGGAUGAAGACCGACCGAAGAGUAUUUUUGGUCCUCUUCUUGAUCGAUCCCGAAUGCCUUCCCGGGCGGGUUUGGAGGACAGACAGAAUGGACAACUUGCGCGACGCCCCGUAGGGCUUCCAAGUAAUCCUCGAGCAAGGAUGCGUCCCAAGAAUAGAAAUCGAGAUCAAAACUCAUUACACUUGGGCAGUCAAAUCUAUAAAUGGGAAACCCCAGAUGACGUUGGAUUACCACCCACUCCCCCUCCAAAGAGUGAUGGCAGUGUCGCUGUAGGGCGUGCUGUCACACGAUAUUCACUGGGCCCAGGUCCUUCUCCUGGACAUUUCAGCACUGGGAGCACACGCCUACAGAGAAAUUUCUCCCGCCUUGGCAAUGGCCAUCGCCCGAUGAACCGUACAAUGGGGACGUCUGAGACCCCAGCCACAAGCCCUGAUGCUCCCGAGGCUGAUUAUAACGAGGCAGGCCACUCACCUGCGAUGCCCGCACAACUUACUCCAGUCCAAGAAACAAACACCAACGAGGACAUUCAAAGGGUUAAACGCUCGCCCGUGAAAUACCCCACAGCUCUCCGCUCGGCAUCUGUAGCUCCUGUUGCUGUUGUUGUGCCUUCGCCUCGAGUGGCCAAACUAUAUAGCAGCCAAACAAGCACAACAAAGCAGGAUGAACAAGAUUCCACUGAUGCAUGUUCGCGCAGCCCAUCUACCUUGGGUCUUUUCAAUAUACCUCUUUUUCUGGAUACCUCAUCCAGGUCCCGAUCAAGCAGCCCGGGAAAACUGCUAGCAAAAAGACGCGGCGAGAAAAUGGCGGAGCGGAUGGAGAACGCAUUUCGAAUUGGGGUGCAGAACGACCAAGGCACAUCCGUGAAUCAAAACCGAGGACGCCCAAGGUGGAAAGUUGUUAGGAACGACAGCUUGUCUGGCACGGUAUCUGUGGCUAGAUCAAAUACACCCAAAACCCCUCGAACUGAGGAAAUCAAACCCUCUCAGAAACAUAACAUCACGCCAACAAGAAGAGGCGAAGAUCUCUAUCUUAGCGUGGACUAGCAUCGUUCUACAUUGGACCGUACGAAGAACAUUCACUACAAUAUUUCAUAGUGUCUGUACAGAUAUUUCAUUUUAUGCUUGUAUACCCUAGAUGGUCGAUUUAGCGUUUUCGUCACAACCGUUGUCUCCUGGUUGAGCCAGUUGUGCUUCUGUAUUAUAUACCAUGUUGGGAUCCACGUCUGUACCAUAGCUUACUCGAUUCGCACUAGAACGAGGUAUAAUGACUUUCUCUAAUUUAAUUUUCAUCUCCAUGAAAC
Molecule: messenger RNA, 2569 nt
Organism: Talaromyces proteolyticus
Lineage: Eukaryota; Fungi; Ascomycota; Eurotiomycetes; Eurotiales; Trichocomaceae
Exons: 2
Coding region: 126-2312 (728 amino acids)
Source: RefSeq, a predicted model, not a curated record